Molecule: messenger RNA, 816 nt
Organism: Penaeus monodon (black tiger shrimp)
Lineage: Eukaryota; Metazoa; Arthropoda; Malacostraca; Decapoda; Penaeidae
Product: ATP-dependent rRNA helicase RRP3-like
Exons: 5
Coding region: 291-713 (140 amino acids)
Source: RefSeq, a predicted model, not a curated record
UGUUGUGUUCCAUAUUGCAAUAUGAACAACAACAAAAAAACAGAAGUGAGUGUGUUCUUCCCAAAAGACGAAGUGCUUGCCAGCAAGUGGCUCAGAACAAUCAAGAGGGAUAACUUUGCUCCUAUGACCAGUAGCAAGGUGUAGCUACAAGUAGCGAAGUUACAACAGAGUCAGACACCACAGCAGAACCUGAUCUUGUGUCAUUUUGUGCCAUUCUUGGGAACACACGAGCACUAAGAGUGCCUGCCCUUUUUAAACAAGUAGAUGGAGACUACCAGACAGUAGCCGACAUGGUAGGGGGGCGUUCUCGUACCGAAUCUACCACUAGUCAUGAGGAAAGUUCAGAUGAAGCACGUGGCGCACGAUCACAACGCAGGUCACGAGGUCAAGAACCUCCUCUGAAACAAGGUCACCGACCCUCUCGAGGCGACCCAGAAUAUAGUUAUGCACGCCCAGUAAAGAAACCUGGACCCCCACCGCCUCCGUUAUCAUCUACGGAGAGCAAUAGUGCAGAAUAUGGUGACGGCUGGGCAGGGAUGGAUAGUGACAGCUACAGUCGGCGCCACACCCUCGAGUUCUCGGAAGCUGAAUGUGAUCACCCUUCCAUCAAAAAAGACAUUGAGCCGCUAGAACAGCUUAUUGUAGACCUUGAGAAAGAGAAAAUUCUUUUUGAUCCUAACAAGACAUCGAAACCAUAUGCUGCGGUACUCUGACGCUCUGCUGUAUAAUUUUUUUUAUAUAGUAUUAAUUAUAAAGAACUGAAAACACAUUAGUAUUGCUUUACAGUUCAGUGUCAUGUAAAACCUAAAUACUCCU